AAGGAAAGAGAUGUUAUUUUUUAAACGGAGGGAAUAUAAAAUUAUAAAGAGCCUCAUUCUCUCUCACAUGCUUUAGAGGGUCUUGCUUACUUGCACUUAAGUCUUAAACUCACACCUCCAGCUCAAUCUUCAAGAAAAUAAAAGGUUAAGAGGCAAGAUGUUAGAAGACAAAAUAGAUGACAAUGAGAUAGAUCAAUGGGGAGAAUUCCCUGUAGUAUUACAACAGAAGAGUAUGGAAUAUUCAAUUAAAAGCAAGAGAUCCUCGCGAGCUCGUUAUUCCUAUGGCAUUAUAUUCUUGAUAACAAAUCUUAUAGCUUGGUUCGUCCGUGAUUAUGGUGAAAGGGUUCUUCCUCUGCUUCAUUAUUCAAAAGCAUGUGGAAAUGGCGGAAGUGAAUGUUCUCAUACGAUGGGGGUUCUUCGUGUGAGUUUAGGUUGUUCUGUUUUCUUUUUAGUAAUGUUUUUUACAACAUGUUUCACAAGCAAGUUGUAUGACGUUCGCAAUGUAUGGCAUUCUGGAUGGUGGAUUUUGAAGUUUGUCAUGUUGAUCAUUUUUACGGUGAUUCCAUUUUUCAUCCCCUCUGAUUACAUCCAGUUAUACGGUGAAUUUGCUCGAGUAGGUGCAGGAGUUUUUCUCAUCCUUCAGUUAAUAAGUGUGAUCGAGUUCAUCACGUGGUGGAAUAACUAUUGGAUGCCUGAUGAAAGAAAGAAACAAAGCUGCUCCCUUGGCUUAUUCAUGUCGACAGUAUGUUACAUUGCUUCCAUUUGUGGAAUUGUCGUGAUGUAUGUCAUUUAUGCCUCCAAAACAUCAUGCAUUCUGAACAUAUUCUUUAUCUCCUGGACUGCAAUUCUGCUGGUAGUAAUGAUGGCUGUAUCUUUACACUCUAAGGUAAAUAGGGGACUUUUAUCUUCUGGGAUAAUGGCUUCUUAUGUUGUCUUUCUCUGUUGGAGUGCUAUUCGAAGUGAGCCUGUCACUCAGAAAUGCAGCUCUCAGCAACAAAACAGCGCGCAUGGUGGUUGGACUACUGUAAUUGGCUUCUUGAUUGCUAUAUGUGCCAUCGUCAUGGCAACGUUCUCCACUGGCAUCGACUCACAAACAUUUCAGUUUCGCAAGGAUAAAGUUCAAUCAGAGGAUGACGUUCCGUAUAAGUAUGGCUUCUUCCACCUAGUGUUCUCCUUAGGAGCAAUGUACUUUGCUAUGCUAUUCAUCAGUUGGAAUCUUGAUGGUUUGCCUAGAAAAUGGAGUAUUGAUGUUGGUUGGGCUAGUACAUGGGUAAAGAUAGUGAAUGAGUGGUUUGCUGCCACAAUUUAUUUGUGGAAAUUGAUAUUGCCAGUAGUGAGACAGACAAAAGUAAUGGAUCAUGAAGAGACAGAACAAGAAAUGGACAACUCAACUUCAGUGUGAUUUUUGUUCCUAGAUAAGUGUCACUGGGGCUAUGUUUGUUCGAAUUUUUCAAAAAUUUCGACGAUUGUGUAUGGUCGAAUGCUUCAAAAGUUAAAUGUUUUUUGAGAAUAAGACACGGACGUGAGAACAUAGGUUGUAGGCAGUAAAGGUGGCAAAAUGGGUAAAAUGAACAACCAAUGGAUGACAAAAUUUACAUGAGUUCAACGGUUGUUAAGUGGGUGAUAAAUGGUUAUUUCAUGUUAUAAAAUAAUUUAUUGGUAAAGAUUCAAAAUAAUUUACAUGAGCCAAUUUAUCACCCUUCAUUUACUCUUUUUACCACUUGUUUUGUAUCAUGUGUUUGUCAUUUUUUAAAAAAUGUACUUUUAGGCCUUGUAGAUUCUUAUUAUCAUGGGAAAGUUGAUGAAUU
This is a messenger RNA of Solanum dulcamara, 1808 nucleotides long. RefSeq lists its product as uncharacterized. NCBI's taxonomy places the organism in Eukaryota, Viridiplantae, Streptophyta, Magnoliopsida, Solanales, Solanaceae. Gene Ontology annotation, cellular component: membrane. The transcript has 13 exons. The record is from RefSeq and is a predicted model, not a curated record. The coding region runs from base 158 to 1402 and encodes 414 amino acids.